UAUUGCCAUCAUCUCAUCAUCUACUCUAGAUCUGCUCUCACUCUUUGUUCCACCUCACAGUCAUCAACUUCUCUCAGUUCAGACCCAACACCUCAGAGACAUUUUCUGCUUUGUUACUCGAAUCAAAACUACACACAGUUGCAUCAUUCCAAAGCUCCAGCCAGUAAUAUGGAAGAAGACGACGGCAGCAGCAAAUAUCCUGGAAAUGAAAUCAUCAAAUCCAAUGGUGCUGAUGCUGGGAUCUUCGCCUCUCGCACCUCUGAUGUCCACUGGAGCAACACUGCCGAAGGCCAAGGUUCCAGUGGAGGAACGAAACUGGAAGGUGACGGUCAGAACUUGGGCAACAUCAAAUACAAUAUUAGUGAUAAUACAAUUACCGCACUCAAUGGAGAGUCAGAUGUUGGGAUGUUCAGCUUUCACAACGUAGGUGUCUACGGGAGCAAUGCCGGCCAAGGUCAAGGUGGACGUGAAGGAAACAAGGGCCUCAAAUCCAAGGGUGGCUCGAGCUCUGCCCAAGGCCAAGGUGGCGGUGGAGGAAACAAACCCAAAGGUGAUGUUUACAACAUUCGUGGCAAUAACAUUAAAGGAGAUGGAGAUAGGAAAAGGUUUCACAACUUCGGCAACAUCGAAUACAACUUGAAGACAACUAGUACAGAAGAUGACGGCAGCACCAGCCAAGCCAAUAUUCGCAGAAAUACAAUUACAGCAAGCAAUGGAGCCUCAUAUGUUGGGAUGUUCAACUUUCACAACGUAGAUGUCUGGAGCAAUGCCGGCCGAGGCCAAGGUGGCCGUCAAGGAAACAAUGGCUUCGCCAAACUCAAAGGUAUCAGUCACAACAUUUGUAAUAAUAAAAUUAGCGCAUGUAAAUCUACAAAUGUUGGGUUACAAAACUUUGGCAACAUCAGAUACAACUGCAAGACUGCUAGCAUAUAUGGAUGGUUGGGUUUAGUAGGCUUUUGGUAUUUAUUCCAGAAUUUCUUUGGCCCUAUGUGGUUAUGAGUGGAGGUAUACUGUAAGAGUUUGAUGUUACUUGUCGAACUCCUCUGUAUUAAUUUGUAUUAACAUUUUACGAUUAUGGUUAGCAGACAUGAGUAAAACCAUGCCAGUGACUUGAGUUUAACAUA
Molecule: messenger RNA, 1124 nt
Organism: Prunus mume (Japanese apricot)
Lineage: Eukaryota; Viridiplantae; Streptophyta; Magnoliopsida; Rosales; Rosaceae
Source: RefSeq, a predicted model, not a curated record